CACAAAGCUCUUUAGCUCAGUCUUAUUCCCGUCUACAGAGCGACUUCAGUCUUAAUGGAGUCUUAAUCUUCCCUAGGCAUUAAGUCGCUUGCACGAUACCGUAAGCCAGCCCGCUAGAUUAGGACAAGAUUGGGAACUAAGUUUCAGACGUAGUCUGCCCAUGUGCAGGCUGAUUCCAAUCUUUAUCGCGCUGUACCAAGAUGGCUGCCGUGCGGCUGGCUCGACUCCAGCUGAUUGCCGAGCUCCUGAUGCGCCGCGAACGUGUGUUCCGGGAUCGCACGAACAUCUUCGAAGUUUUCGACGAAGACGAGCUUCAGAGGCGUUUCCGGUUUGGUCGCGCUGGCAUCGCCUACCUCGCCGAGCUCCUGCGUGACGAUCUUCAGCAUCCCACUCGUCGGAGCCACGCUUUGAGCGUUGAGCAACAAGUGGUGCUCGCGCUGAAGUUUUUCGCUACCGGUGGUUUUUUGAUCACGGCCGGCGAUACUAUCAACGUGCACGAAUCGACGGCCAGCCGCACCGUACGGCGAGUUGCUCUUGCUCUCGUCCGCCACUGCUCAACUUGGAUACGCUGGCCCUCACCGAACGAGCUGGCUGAGGUGCAGACCAACUUCUACGGUCUGGGCGGCUUCCCCUGCGUGGUGGGUGCAAUAGACGGCACGCACGUAAGGAUCCAGGCACCCGAGGAGAACGAGGAGGCGUAUGUCAACCGGCAUUUCUACCAUUCCAUCAACGUUCAGCUCGUCGUCGACGCCAACUGCCGGAUACUUGACGUCGUCGCAAAAUGGCCAGGUGGAACGCACGACGCGCGGAUGCUCGCCAAUAGCAGCCUCGCCAAACGCUUCGACAGGGGCGUGCACACGGGCCUUUUGUUGGGGGAUAGUGGAUACCCAUGUAGGCCAUGGCUGAUGACCCCUUUCCGGACACCAGACACUCCAGGGAAGAGGCGCUAUAAUGCAGCGCAUGGCACAACAAGGGCAGUGGUCGAAAGGAAGUAUGUUUCAUGGCUGCCUCCUGCUGAACCAACCAAGCUGCUGUUCCCAUUGCAGGGCUGCUGCCUCCAGCUCAACGUUCUGCCGAUUAAGCUGGAUCACCUCCUGCUGCCGUGUUGCUGCUGCUGAUGGCUGCCGUGUGCUGCUGACUGUGUGGUGGUGCUGCCGCUGAGUGCUCUGGCUGAUAGGAACAGGCUCGUUUAGGUCUUGUUGCUGAUGACUGCUGUGAAUGGAAACAGCCUCAUCACCUGCUGCCGUGGCUGUCUGGCUGCACUCUCUAUCUGAGUGUAUGCUGUCUAAGGAAAGUGGGCUCCCUGGCACAUCAACAGCAGUGGGAACAGGGCCGAGUGUGUCACCAGGUACUUCGUCAGCAUAAAAUGCGCUCUCGUCGACAGCAUCAGGAACAUCAUGAGGAACAUAUUCUGUAAAAUCUGUGUAGUACUCUGUUGAGUCACUGUUUAUGGCUUGUUGUCCAGAUGGCCCAGGUACAGCUGCAUCGCAUGGCAGUGGUUGCUGCUCGCCUGAGAUGUCCCUGUGCAGAUAGGACGUGGUAUUUUAGUGGUCGUGUCUACCAACACUUGCUGCACUUUUUUUUUAACUUUGUAUAAACGUGAGUUGCUUGUAACAAUGGUGAAUGAUAUUAUUUGGGCCUGUUGAUUGAAUGUCAUCUCCUUGGGGCCAUAGAUGGCAACACACAAGCACAUACAAGGUACAUAUAAAUCUACAAUUAAAGCUUGAAGAAUGGAUACCAGGCACAUUUAGUUCUAUACGCAGCAGAUAUGGUUCUAUGCAUGGCUCAUGAUAAUGUAUAGGUGACACGUGUUAAUGUAUAUGGGGCACAUAUAAUUUAAUACGAUUUUUUUAUAGGGAUCUGCUAGCAUCAUUGUCAUCAGGAUGACACCACCUCUACUGGGCGUGGCAAUAUGAGUGGCAGGAUCACAACUUGUUUGGACCAACAACACAAGCAGUGGCCUGCCCACUUUACACAGAGUGUGCUUGUAAAUCUGCCUCCUGGAGUUUUGUAAGAUGUCAUAUAGAAGACGUUACAUAGUGUAUUUGCAAGAUAAUCAUGAAGACUGCUAUAUUGAUUGCUGGAAUUUCAUGCGCAACAGGGCUUAUGAAGGAAGCACCAUGUCCGUUGCUGCUCAGUACUCACUCGCUCACGUCUAUGCCGCCUGAUAAGCCCACAAGCAUGGGAUUUUCAGGCCCGAUGACAUCUCUGACGGCUUCCAGCAGGGCAGGUAUGUCAUGGUCAUUUCGACCGGCACCUGCAAACAUUCCAGACAUUCAUCACCCCUGUGCGCACAAGAAAACGCUGUGCAUAGUGACUAUAAGAUGUGUUUGCCUCACGAAAUACUAGUGGGAUUUAGUUAGAGCACGCACAUUAACGCACCUUUUGCAACAAUUCAUUACUUUGUAUGCAGCUGUAGCGGUGUCAGGCAAAGUCAAUUGAUGAUUGUGUGUGAUCAGUAUGCACAGUGUACCAUGUUUUAUCUGUAUGUUCUUGUGCCUGCCGCAUCAAAAUUGCAAAUGUUGCUAUUUAUCACGGAAUUAUAAGAUGUCGCAUGUUGUUUGUGCAGCCAUUGUGUUUUAUUAGCAAUAUUUAAUCUUUCUUCUAAAUGACGUGUUCCGCACUGAUUGCUUGACGCUCUUGCUUCUGUGCAAAAUAAAUGUUUCCUUUUCUGUGUAA
This is a messenger RNA of Dermacentor andersoni, 2679 nucleotides long. Its product is annotated as putative nuclease HARBI1. NCBI's taxonomy places the organism in Eukaryota, Metazoa, Arthropoda, Arachnida, Ixodida, Ixodidae. The record is from RefSeq and is a predicted model, not a curated record.